Dioscorea cayenensis subsp. rotundata (Guinea yam) is the source of this 2340-nucleotide messenger RNA. Its product is annotated as protein CHUP1, chloroplastic-like. Lineage: Eukaryota; Viridiplantae; Streptophyta; Magnoliopsida; Dioscoreales; Dioscoreaceae. The transcript has 5 exons. Gene Ontology annotation, cellular component: chloroplast outer membrane. The record is from RefSeq and is a predicted model, not a curated record. Gene Ontology annotation, biological process: chloroplast organization. Bases 72 to 1439 code for a protein of 455 amino acids.
AGAGGCAACAUUGUUACAAGGCUAUAGAGAGGGUGAAGUCAUUCAAAACUUCAAAUUUUAGUUUCAGCAAAAUGCCAAUGGAGGAGGGAGAUGUAUGCUUUGCACACCUUAGAAGCAAGCUGCAAGCUUGUCUUGAUAGAAACUGUCAUUUGGAGAAGGAGAACAAAGCACUUCGACAAGAAAUCCUCCACUUAAAAGGCCAAAUCACUAAGCUACAAGCCCAGGAUGCCGAUAAAUCUAUGAUAUGGAAGAAGCAACAAAAUCACAUCAACAAAAACAGUCCAUCACAGGAAAAGCAACUUGUUCAAAUCGACAAUGUGGAGGAAGGAUUGGGGGUUGAUAAUUCACUGACUAGGCGGGAAAUCUUCUGUUCAGCAAUUAAGGCAAGAUCACCAAGGGUGCCAAGGCCACCACCAAGGCCUACCACUUGUUUGCAAUUGGCACCAAAACUAACUGGAAAGGAAUCACAGUUGCCAUCUCCAUUGAUGCCACCACCACCUCCCCCUCUUCCAUCAAAUCUGCAAAGAAGAUCCAGCAAUUCAUUGAGAAAAGUACCAGAAGUAGCAGAAUCAAAGUUACCUCCGUCACCACCACCACCACCACCACCACUCCCAUCAAAGCUGCAAGUCAGAGCCAGCAGUUCAGUGAGAAGAGCACCAGAAGUAGUGGAAUUCUAUCAUUCAAUAACUAGAAGGGAUGGGAAACCAGAAACAAAGACAGGCAUUGCAGGAACACAAGUAACUUCAAAUGCGCGGGAAAUGAUUGGAGAAAUUGAGAAUCGGUCGGCAUAUCUCCUAGCUAUAAAAUCAGAUGUUGAAACCCAAGGUGAGUUCAUCAACUUCUUGAUAAAGGAAGUACAGAAUGCAACAUAUACGGAGAUCUCUGAUGUGGAGGCAUUCGUCAAGUGGCUGGAUGAGGAACUGUCUUAUUUGGUAGAUGAGAGGGCAGUGCUCAAGCACUUUCCCCAGUGGCCUGAGCAGAAAGCAGAUGCAAUGAGAGAAGCAGCCUUUGGCUACCGAGAUCUAAAGAAUCUUGGAUCUGAGGUCUCGUCCUUCUCUGAUGAUAUGCGCCAACCCACGGGUGUUGCCCUCAAGCGAAUUCGGGCAUUGCAAGAAAAAUUGGAAUGUAGUGUUCACAACCUUGAGAGAGUCAGGGAUAACGCAAGCAAGAGGUACAAAGAAUUCCAGAUCCCCUGGGAAUGGAUGCUUGACACAGGCAUCAUCGCACAGUUAAAAUCAGGCUCCAUGAGGCUUGCUAAAAAAUAUAUGAAGCGGGUAAUUACUGCACUGCAAUCAUAUGCAUCCUCAGAGGAUGAGGAGCUGAUGCUUCAAGGAGUUAGAUUUGCUUUCCGGGUACACCAGUUCGUCGGUGGGUUCGAUGAGGAGAGCAGGAACGCAUUUCAAGAAUUGAGGAAGUUAGCCAGCAGUAUUUAUUCCUAAAAAAAAAAAAACUUGGAGCCUACUGAAGGUCGGCACUGAAAUAUAUAAAUUUCUUUAAGCAAGGACCAGUUGAAACAGUAUAAGCUCUAUAAAUUUAAUGAUGGAGCAAAACGCGCAUUGCUAAAGUUUCCUUAAGUGUUUAAAUAGAUAUUCUUAUUGCUAGUUUGCAAUUUUCUUAUAACAUAAACAGAACAAAAGGAGAUAAUUCCUCGAGAUAUUUAAUAUUUAUGAAGUGUUACACAAAUUAUCACAUUGUCAGAUUCAUAUAUAUGAACCCAUUGUCAUGCUCAAAUACUAUUUGUUCAGUAACUUUAUACUCCAACCACAGAAAGAAAUGCACUAGGAAAUCAAAUUUGUAAUUUUCUACAUUUCACCAUUAUUAUGACAUCUUAGUUCAUCAUCACCAACCAAUAGCAUAUCUUUAAAACUCAAUUAUGAAAUCCUAGCAGGAAAUCCAAUCAAAAUGUCAUUCUUCAAGCACAAAUUUGCCCCUUUUCUACAAGCAUUACCAAUUACAUCAGUACACAACCACAAUGGAAAAGUCUCAAAUAUUUUAUAAUCACAGAUAGAAGGCUGCAUGGACUGCUUACUUCUGCCACACAUUCUGAGCUAUUCCUUAAAUCCUUGCAUCUUGCUUUGACACUCAGAUUAUUUCUCAUGUGGAAUAAUAUGUUUCAUCUGGCACUUUCACCAAUCAAAAGUGAAACUCACCAAAAUGGGCAUUACAAAACUUGAAAUUAAAAUCUAUCUAAAUAUCACAUUCCAGUUCUUCAUGCUACCAAUCUGAACGAGCAACACUACCAAACAGGCAAACAACAACCAAUUCAUCCAAUUAAAACUUCAAAUCCCAUGAAUCCGAAUCCUUAGUCUAAAUAAAAUAUGUAAAGAUAAAGAUCCGACA